CUCACUACAAACAUCAGCAUCAGUUUUCUGUUUUCUGUUUUCUGUUCUCCGUUUUAAUUUGUUAAAUUAAAUAUCCAAUCCUAACCAUGGCUUUCAAGUACGUCCUGCUGUCCUUCUGCGCUCUGGUGGGCGUGGCAAGUGCUGGCUACCUGGCUCCAGCCACCACCACCUAUGCCGCUGCCUCCAUUCCGGUGGUGGCCAAGGUGGCUCAGCCGCACUACGACGCGGUCGGCACCACCCAGCAGAAUGUGGUGCGCUCCUUCGGCGGCACUGUGUCCACCUACUCCAAGAACGUGGUCACCCCGUACUCGAGUGUCAGCAAGGUGGACUCGCGCAUCACCAACAACGUGUACACCCCGAAGACCCUCUACUCGGCCCCUGCUCCCGUGAUCACCAAGUCCUUCUACGCCGCUGCUCCAGCUCCGGUGGUGGCCAAGACCGUUUAUGCCGCUCCCGCUCCCGUUUUGGCCAAGACCGUCUACUCCGCCCCAGCUCCAGUUUACGCUGCUCCUGCUCCCGUUUUGGCCAAGACCGUGUACUCUGCCCCCGUGGCCAAGGCCGUCUAUGCUGCCCCAGCUCCAGUUUACGCCGCUCCUGCUCCCGCUCCCGUUCUGGCCAAGACCGUCUACUCCGCUCCAGCUCCGGUUUACUCCACUGCUCCUGCCGCCUUUGUGAAGUACUCGCCCGCUGCUGUGGUCGCCCACGCCAGCUUCGAUGGAUUCGGUUCCCACUGGGGCUACUAGGGUGUGAUAACCCAACCUUUAUUGACACUUUGUUGAUUUGUCCGUACGAAAUAAAAACAGU
This is a messenger RNA of Drosophila elegans, 804 nucleotides long. RefSeq names its product cuticle protein 76. Lineage: Eukaryota; Metazoa; Arthropoda; Insecta; Diptera; Drosophilidae. Bases 87 to 743 code for a protein of 218 amino acids. The transcript has a single exon. The record is from RefSeq and is a predicted model, not a curated record.